Acipenser ruthenus (sterlet) is the source of this 1138-nucleotide messenger RNA. RefSeq names its product E3 ubiquitin-protein ligase TRIM39-like. The record is from RefSeq and is a predicted model, not a curated record. Gene Ontology annotation, molecular function: protein binding. The transcript has 9 exons. The coding region runs from base 244 to 798 and encodes 184 amino acids. Lineage: Eukaryota; Metazoa; Chordata; Actinopteri; Acipenseriformes; Acipenseridae.
CGGUGUUAUAAGCCAGAACACAAACUAAACUUUUCACUCUAUUCUUUUGUAGAAAUUUUAAAAAGCGAGAAUGAGAGUCUGGGAAAAGAUUGCGAAGAACUUCAACAGGACCGGAAUAUUUUAAAAAGUGAGAAGAAUAAACUGGGAAAAGAAAAUGGGGGUCUUCUGGAUCAAAAUGAGACUUUAAAACAGGAGAAAGAGAAGGUUGAAGCAGAUUUUGAAGAACUUCGAAGGAAAACCAACAUGUGUGGCUAUGCCCUUGACAGAGAAUGGAAACUAAUAACUGAAGCUUGUGUCAAUGUGACUCUAGAACCCGACACAGCCAGCCCCAGCCUCACAGUCUCUGAAGACGGCUCACGAGUGAGAUUCACAGGGGAGAGAUCAGCAGAGUGGCCCAGUGUGCUGGGCAGGGAGGGGUUCACCUCAGGGAGGCACUACUGGGAGGUGGAGGUGGGGGAGAAGGGCUACUGGGUCCUGGGGGUCUCCACACACCCUCGUGAGAAGAGCAUACCUGAGAAACCAGAGAAGGGCUACUGGCUUGUGAGGCUGGUUAAAGGGAAGACCUGUACAGCUCUGAGCCAGUCAGUGGAUCAGACCUUAAAUCUGGAGAAGAUGUGCAAGAUGUGGGGGGUGUAUCUGGAUCACGAGGGAGGGAGGCUGUCGUUUUACAAUGCAGAGACCAGAUUUCACAUCCAUACUUUAGAAGGCUCAUUCCCUGGGCAGGUCUACCCCAUUUUCAGCCCAGGGUCACACGAUAAAGGACCCUUGAUAAUCAAUACAAAAGUGAAGAAUGUGUAGUCCUGACAAGAAGCCUGCUACACUAUAUAAUUUAUAUAUAUAUAUACAGUUAUGUGCUGUGGAUUGUAAUUGAAGGACAUAGAUAUUUUAACAACACAUUGACACCACGAUUUUAUUUGAAAUAUUUAGACUCGUAUUUCCUCAAUCAGAUAUCCUGCUUGCAUAUUCAUAUUAGAUUUGCUGGUUAAAGAGUGGUCUUGGUUUGUAUAGAAAAGCCACAUAUGAUGAAUGCUCUGAUGAAUCUGACUUGUGCUAUAUUGAUGCUAAUCUUCUUUUACAUUUUUUUCAAUGUAUUAUUUUACCAACUUUAUUAAAAAUAUAUAUACAUAAAUGUACUGAU